Molecule: messenger RNA, 753 nt
Organism: Auanema sp. JU1783
Lineage: Eukaryota; Metazoa; Nematoda; Chromadorea; Rhabditida; Rhabditidae
Source: the annotation of a GenBank genome assembly
AUGUCUUCCGGCUCAGAGUUUCCAUCACAUCAUUAUGCUGAAGCUAAAAAGAAAUGGUUAGGUUCACAACUCAUUGUUGAACCAACCAUAUUGAGAGUUUUGGCUAAUGGUGAUUUGAUCAAAGGUCGUCGUGUACUAGAUGCUGGUUGUGGAUCAGGAAUAGUUACUUGCAAACUGCUAGAGUGGGGAGCCAAAGAGGUUGUCGGAUUCGAUAAAUCAUCUGAUAUGGUGGCGAAAUGCAAAGCAAAUUAUCAGAAUGAGAAUCUGAGUUUCGUUCAAAGUUCUUUGAAUGACUUCGAAUAUGAAGACGGCAAAUUCGAUGUUGCCGUUUCCUUCUUUGUUUUGCAAUUCGUUGAGACAGAAGUUCUGGAGGAUUCAAUCAAGAAUAUAUAUGAUGCUCUGAAUGACGAUGGAAUCUUCGUAGGAAUCAUUCCUAAUGGUGUUCCUGAUUACAAUCCUAUAGCUGAAGAAGGGCAGAAGUUCGGAGCAGCUUGUGAGGUCACUGAAAGACCAUUAUAUGAUGGCCAAAAACUUCCGAUCCACUAUUAUGACAAUGACGAAGUUGUCGCCUCAUCUGAGAUCAUCUUCAGGUUUCGGGAUACGUACGAAGAGUAUUUCAAGAAAUGCGGCUUCAACAGAGUUGAGUGGGUAACACCUACGAUCAACCCAGAUGGUUUGGAAGAAUAUGGAGAAAAAUAUUUUCAUUCAUACCUCCAUCCGCCGAAAGAUAUCGCUUUCCGUGUUUUCAAGUAG